Chironomus riparius is the source of this 3285-nucleotide messenger RNA. The record is from the annotation of a GenBank genome assembly. NCBI's taxonomy places the organism in Eukaryota, Metazoa, Arthropoda, Insecta, Diptera, Chironomidae.
AUGGACAACCCAUUACUUAUAAUUGAAGAAAAUGACACGGAAACGAAAGAGACGAAGAAUAAUCCAAGUGCUAAGCUUAAACUUGCAAUGGCUAAUAGAAAGCUCAAAGAGCAGUUUUUCCGUGAUAACGAAAUUAAUAAAACCACUGAAAUCAUGAAUGAAGAGUUUGAAAAUGAGAUCGAUGAUUCCAUAAUGAAAAUGGAACAUUGUGUUGAUUCGUAUAAUACUGACAGUGAGGAUGAAACAUCCACUCCAUCAAAUGGAAAUUGCAAUAGUGAUGAUAAUGAUGAAUAUGUGGUUGCGUCAUCUGGAGAUGAAACAAAUCUUCAAGCAUAUGGGCAACAAUUACCAUCAAUUAUGAUUCCAUUUUAUGAACGACGAAGAUUGUCAGAAUGCAAAGAGGAAUCUGAGUCAGAUGAAGAAAUAGAUCUAGAAAAGCAAACAAGGCCUACUAUAAUCAUAACAGCAGCAAAUGGAACAAUUCUUAAACCUGAUAUAUCGGAAAUAAGUGGACCAGUAAAUCGUUUUGUUGUUACAAAGACCAAUGAAGACGAUGUUUUUAAGCAAGACAGUAAAGAUAACAAUUCCACAGCUAUCAAACAACCUGUUUCGAUUCUUAAAAAAACACCAUCACCUCCUUCAACACAGAAAUCUUUAACAAAUCAAUUACCGAAAAAAAUCCGAUAUGAAGCAAACGGAUUGAAAGAGAUUUCGGCUGAGAUGAACUCACAGACAAUACAUUUUCCAUGUCCAUCAGGUCCAAGAACGAACAUUAAUAGCUUCUUUUCACCACAAGGCAUUUUAAAUCCACAUUUAGAUCAUAGAUAUUUCGAUACAUCUCUUGUAGAAAUUCGUACAUCUCAAAAUCAACUCACAACAAGCACAAAGUCAUUAGAUGGUUCAAAUAUUCGCCCAUUAAGUGAUAUUUGGAUUCGGAGACCUGAAUUGAAUGAACAAAAUUCAGGAAAUGAUAAGAUUAUGGACUGUAGUAGUGAUAGUAUUGGGGGAAGUAAUCAUAAAAUAGAUGAUACAGAUGGUGCUUCAACUUCAACGGCGCGUCCUCAAAGUGCGCCGACUACGCAACAGUACAAAAAAUCAAAAAAAUAUGAAAAAGAGGCUAGACAGAAGGAGAAGGAACGUCAAAAAGAUGCACUUAAAGUGAAAAAGGAGGCUGAAAAACGUGAGAAGGAAGCAGCAAAAUUAGAAAAAUUAUCUAAGAGUAAUGAGCGACUUGGCGGUCGAUCAGGAUCAUUAGAAAGACGAAAGAGUGGUGAAGAAUCCGUAACAAAUCAAUUUACUGUUCAUGGGAUUGCGUCACCAAACAAGAGACCAACUCUUUUCGACGUAUUUCGUCGGAAGGGCUCCGACGGAAAGAAAGAGAAAGAAACAAAGUCUACUGGAUCAGAUAAAGAUAGCGUUAGCUCUGGAAGUGGUGGUGGUAUUAUGAAUAGUAUGAAAGCUGCAAUCUAUAACGGAAAAGCGGCAGAAGCUCCAGAGGGGAAACCUAAGAAAGUGGUAAAGGAUGGCAGCGCUCAUCCGCAUGUAGGAAGUGGAAGCGAUGCAAGGUACUAUCACACAGUUACCGCUGUAAGACGAGCUGAUCAGUCACGAUCUCCAAUGCUAAAAGUCAUGGACUUGUUUAGACACCGUUCCAAUUCCGCUGUAUCAGAGGCUGAUAAACGUAAAGCUAGAGCUGCACAGCAACACCAACAACAAUUGGCAGCCCAAAGCGCUCAUAUGAGACGAGCAUCUGCUGAGUUAGCCGAAAGGAGAAGAGCUUCGUUCGGUAGCAAAAUGGGAAUAAGAAGCGACGGAACACUAGAUCCGCAUCAUGCUGCUAUUUUAUUCAGAGAUUCACGUGGGCUACCUGUUGCCGAUCCAUUUUUAGAGAAAGUCAAUUUAACUGAUUUAGAAGAAGACGAAUCACAGAUUUUUGUUAAAUUUUUCCGCUUCCACAAAUGCUAUGAUUUAAUACCGACAUCAGCCAAACUAGUUGUUUUCGAUACUCAACUAUUAGUCAAGAAGGCAUUUUAUGCUUUAGUUUAUAAUGGUGUGAGAGCGGCACCAUUGUGGGACUCUGAACAGCAAAAGUUUGUUGGAAUGUUAACUAUCACAGAUUUCAUUAAGAUUCUAAAAAUGUACUAUACUUCACCAAACUGCUCAAUGGAUCAACUUGAGGAGCAUAAGUUAGCUACAUGGCGAAAUGUUCUCAAGGAUCAUGUGAAUUUAAUAAGUAUUAGUCCAGAUGCAUCAUUAUACGAUGCUAUAAAAACUUUAAUUCAUAAUCGAAUUCAUCGAUUGCCCGUUAUUGAUCCAUUGACCGGGAAUGUCCUGUACAUUUUAACACAUAAACGAAUUCUUCGAUUCCUGUUCCUUUAUAUUAAUGAACUUCCAAAACCAUCUUACAUGCAAAGGACGUUACGAGAUUUGAAAAUUGGCUCGUAUGAUAACAUUGAGACAGCGACAGAAGACACUAGCAUUGUAACAGCACUUCACAAAUUUGUAGAGAGGCGAGUGUCGGCAUUGCCAAUCAUCGAUACCGAGGGUCAUUUAGUCGAUAUUUAUGCUAAAUUUGAUGUGAUUAACCUUGCAGCCGAAAAGACUUAUAAUGAUUUAGGUGUGAGUCUUAAGAAGGCAAACGAACACCGAAAUGCAUGGUUUGAAGGCGUCCAAAAGUGUAAUUUGGAUGAAACACUUUUUACUGUGAUGGAGCGAAUUGUUCGUGCCGAAGUCCAUAGGCUUGUUGUCGUUAAUGAAUUGGAGAAAGUCAUUGGAAUUAUUUCACUAUCAGACAUUCUACUAUAUCUUGUAUUGAGACCAAGCGGUGAUGGCUUAGGUGAUUCAGAAUCACUAAGAGCAACAGAUCCAAUCCUUCAGUGUCGUGAACGUGCUGAUAGUUUGAAUGCACAAGGAAUAAUAUAUAAUAGAAGUAACGAAAGUAUUGAGGAAGAAACAAAUCAUGAGCUGGAAGCUGAAAAUAAUGCCGAUAAACAAAGUUCUGAUGAUGGAAAUGAUACAAAUAACAAUAGUAGUAGUAAUAAUAAAAUUGAGGAUGCAGAAGUAGCAGAAGAAGCAUUACCAUCAUCAGAUGAAAAGACUGAAGAGGAUGAUAAUGAGAACAACAAUAUAAAAUCGCAGCCAGAGUCGCCAGUUAAAGACGAAGUGAUAUGUAUUGAGGAGGAUGAUGAAGAAGUUGUUGGCUUAUCACAAAUAAACAAUAACGGCAGCAAUAACUUAAAUAAUACUUUAAAUAUUCAACGUGAAGUAGCGAUGGUAAGCGAGUGA